AUGACAGUAGCAGUAGCACUUCUUGUCCAUCAAUCAUCAAAAUUCACAAGGAAUGCUAGAGCCGGUAAAAAUAACAGAAAAAUACCAACAAAUUCAGAAUAUGUUAUUCCGCCUAUUAAUGUUUUGAUUGUAGAAGAUAACCCAAUCAAUCAGGCUAUUUUGUCGACAUUUAUGAGAAAGAAAAAAAUUAAAUAUGAAUGCGCUACCAAUGGACAAGAGGCAGUUGACAAAUGGAAGGAAGGCGGGUUUCAUUUGGUAUUGAUGGACAUUCAAUUACCAGUGAUGGAUGGUAUUAAAGCAACAGAAACCAUAAGAAAAUUAGAAAAACACCAACAAAUUGGUGUAUUACCGUCAUCUUCCAUAUCACAGCAUGAUCAACAAGAGGGGGGAAUUCCUUCAUCGACAUCAAUAUCAUCUACCACUACCACUACAAUGAGAUCACCAGUUAUUAUUUUAGCAUUAACUGCAUCAUCAUUAUCAUCUGAUAGAAAAAAUGCUUUAGCAGCAGGCUGUAAUGAUUUUCUGACCAAACCUGUUAGUUUAGAAUGGUUAGAAAAAAAGAUUUUAGAUUGGGGAUGUAUGCAAGCAUUGAUAGAUUUUGAUGUGUGGAGAAAGUGGAAGAAAGAUGAUGAUUCAGAGUCGGCAAAAGCGAUUGAACCAAGGAAAAAUCAAAGAAGUAUUAGUACAACUCAAAUACAAAAAACUAGAACUUACAUUGAAGAAAAUGAUCUUGUAGGAAGAAAACCAAUUGUAUCGCCACUUUUGACCAAAAACAAUUCAUCCCCAUCUGUACUUGGAGUCAAAAAAGGCGGCAAUGUUGAUGAUGGUGAUUCAAAAACAAUGGAAUCAGUAGUUUCAAUAACAAAAUUGACGACAGAAAAUUUAGAAAGUUAUCAACCUGUAAGAAGAUCAUCAGUAGUAUCCCCUGUGACAUCAUACCCUAUAACGGCUACUAUUUCUUCCAAUAGCAACUCAUCUAGUUCCAGCACCAUUAUAUCUAAUUUGCCAAGAACACCAACAGGAGGUGUAAUAAUUUCACCUGCUAAUAUGAUACCAUCAUUACCAUCAACUCCUAAAAAUUUUCAAAAACCAAUAUAA
Messenger RNA from Entrophospora sp. SA101, 1098 nucleotides. The record is from the annotation of a GenBank genome assembly. NCBI's taxonomy places the organism in Eukaryota, Fungi, Glomeromycota, Glomeromycetes, Entrophosporales, Entrophosporaceae.